AUGAUCUUUGAGCCGCAUGAGGGUGUGGACGGUGUGAGCUUGAGUGUGCCAGAGCUGCGGCACGAUUCGAGCGCUGAACUGCUUGGCACAUCACAAUCCGGUCCUUUGGAGGACUCGAUGUAUGAGGGCGGCAUGAGUCCUACCUCCCACAAGCGGCCCGCUGAUGUUGCGGUCUCGGACGUUCUCCCGACAAAGGCAGCCAGGGAUACCGUACCAACAAAACAGAAGUCCACACGCGGUGCGCGUGCCUGCACCAACUGCCAUCGUCUCAAGAUGAAAUGUGAAGUGAAAAAUGAUGGUGGGCCCUGCUUGCGGUGUGCUCGCAGUGGACAUGAAUGUAUAUUCCUCGAGAGCAACCGAGGACGUAAGUCCGACAAGCACCGGAAGACAGCUUCUAUGCAGCAGACCGUAAAAAAGAUGGAACAGGUUGUUGAAUCUGUGCUAGAAACCCUGCAUGAGACCAACUCUUCGUCGCCUGAGACCGAUGCAGCCUAUGCCGUGCCCCUGGGCUCCGUUGGUGAGGCAGCGACUCAAGUGGGUCUGUCACCAGCCGUGGUAGAUAUGCUUGUGGUGCGUGUACGUGACCUGAUAUAUUCAACAAGCGGCACUAUAAAGUAUACACACUCUCGUUCAGCUAUUGCAGGAGAAACUGUCAAGUUUAUGCAGCAGAUGGGCAUGCUGGAGGGGACAAAAAACACGACCCAGUGGCUGGACUCGAGUCAGGAUGGAUUUAUCGCGCGCAUAAUACGUGCAGCCACGCUGGGCAUGCGGCCGUCGACCUACGCGAUGAUGGAGGACGCUGCUCCUCCGAAGCGGGGUGCUGAGUCGAUCAAGGCGACGCAUUUGCCUCCGUUGCCAGACAAUUCGCUGAAUCCGCUGGGUCUUUUCGCUGAAGCGAGCUUGCACAACUGGAGAAUGCAGCAGCAAGCAGGGAGUACGUGCGAUGGAUCGCAAGCUUCAACAAGCAGGGCAUCGGCCCAUGGCGGUAAUCCAGGGCCCCGCAGUCUGGCCGAUAAGAAUGCAGCGCCCGAAGAAGAGCAUGCGCGCAAGCGGCGGUCGGUGCAAUUUGGUGUGGCGAAUGAUACCUACUUCCACCGGAGCUCCAUGUCCGCCCCUCGUGCAAGCGAAAAUGGUGCGGAUGCGCCUCCCGAACUGCUGAGAGAGGGCAUCGUCUCGUCGGAAGAAGCUCUAGAGCUCUUUCGCAUUUUCUUUCAUCACUGUUCUCUCCACAUCUACUUGCUGGACCCGGAAUGGCACACGCCCACCGCGGUAUGCUCCCGCUCGCCGUUCCUGUUUACGUGCGUGUGUGCGGUGGCAUCCAAGUUUUAUCUGCGACGUCCCGAUCUGUACGUGUCAUGCCAGCGUCGAGCCAUCAAGGGCGCGUUUGAUGUGCUCAGUCGAGGAUACAAAUCGCCUGAAAUUGUGCAGGGCUUUUUGCUUCUUACCCUGUACAACCAGCCCGUCGAGCGGUACGAAGAGGAUAGGACGUGGCUCUUUGCAGGCAUUGCGAUUCGCAUGGCGCAGGAGCUGAACAUGCAUCGCAAGUGUGUGAUGCCACCUGAGGCUAGGGCCGACGAGGCGACUAUGCGCCACGUGUUGAAUUGUGAGCGCACAUGGUACAUUUGUUUCUGCGUCGACCGCACGCUCAGUGCACAGAUGGGAAAACCGUAUAGCAUCCGCGAAGAUUAUCUGAUCCGACACGCGCCGGACUGGUGCGUUCAGGAGCUCAGCCGCCCAUGGGAUCUGGGCAUUUGUGCAUUGGUCGAUCUGCUGCGUGUGCAGACGCGACAGCUUGAUUUUUUGUACUCGUCGACAUUGACCCCCUCGGGUCUUCAUGUUGGCUUGAACUACCCUGCCAUCCUACCCACAUUCAAUGAGCAAUUGUCCGAGACGAUGCAAUUUUGGUACCGCCAAGGUCUCGAUUCGUUUACCGGCACCUUUCCUCUCCCGUCGCGUCCCCACGAUGCCGCGACGGUCGCGCCGCCCCAGCAUGCUGGAUCGGAGACCCAGGCCCAAGCUGCUAUGGCUCCACGGGCGGAGCAUGACAUGCAUGGCAAGGUACCCGCAUCUGACGCGGCGGACAAGCAUGGGCCGUGUGCACCGACGUUUCUGCCGACGCUGAAUCACGCUAUCACGAACCUCGACAGGGCUGGCACCGCGGAUGCGCCUCGUGUGUCGGCGUGGAUGGCGCUGCACGAAACGAGUCCGCCCGCCGAGAAUGCAGAUCUAGCCACUCGAUCAAUGUACUAUAUUGCCCGCCAGGCGCCGCUACGCUACAAUUAUGCCGUGCUGGUGCUGAACUCCUUUGGCCUGCAAUAUGCUCUCGAGCGACCCUCCGACUUUGCAUCGGCAGACAAGCCGCAAUACCUUGCGCGUUGCGUGCACGCAGCGAAAGAAAUCAUCUCGACCGUCAUGUACGGCAUGCGAGAAAUACUGCGGUACGCGCCAGAUCCCACGUUUGUCACGGUGGCGUACGCCUGCGUCUUUUUGCUCAAGCUGAUACAGCCGAUGUUCGCCCGCUAUAUUCACGAAGACGAGAUUCUUGUCUUGGUCACUCACACGAUCGAGGUUUUGGAGGAGGCGGCCGUAGACCCGUCGCACACACCCGCCCUGUACGCGUCUUUCUUGCGCAUGCUGAUUCAGUCGCGCCUCGAGCAGCGUUCGCGUGAAGGUACGGAGCGCUCGUCGGUGCCCGACAUGCAGCAUGCCAACUUGCCUGAGCACCACCAGCUCAACUCUGCUCUGCCCUCUUCGAGUGCUGGUGUUCGCGAUCCGACCCUGGUCCCGCCGAAUGAGCCGUCUAUGACCGUCAACCCACACCAGGUGAACCCCGUGGCAGCGGAGCUGGCGUCGCGGGAAAAAGUCGCCUCACCGGCUACGCCAGCGCAUCUGCGCCGCACGUCGCCGUCCGUGGAUGUUUCCAAGCGCGCUGCAGCCACGCCUUCGAAUCAGCCGCCCUUUCGCCACGAGAAUGCUGCCCUGGCUGCUCCUGCACCCGUGCCGGGAGACUUGCCCCCCAAAGGGGCCGACAUACCCAGUGCGACACAUGAACCGUUCGCUGAGCACGGCUGGGAUGCCGCCCAGUACGCCAAGGCCCAGGGCGUCGAAGUCAAUCGUGUGCUGGAUGACAGCUUCUGGACAUCGCUUCUCCCCCCCGGCUACGGAGGCGGCGGCUCCAUGGGCCACAGCGGCGCUGGGAGCGCUGGCAUCUUUGAGCUGAGUCGCGACUCGGACCUAUUCAAGCCAUCGUCCCAGUGGGGCAGUGGCCGAACGGCGCUCACGCCUGGCGCAACGCGGGCCUCCUCACCGACGCUCCUGCACAUGCCUUUUUAA
Molecule: messenger RNA, 3333 nt
Organism: Malassezia restricta
Lineage: Eukaryota; Fungi; Basidiomycota; Malasseziomycetes; Malasseziales; Malasseziaceae
Product: fungal Zn(2)-Cys(6) binuclear cluster domain protein
Exons: 1
Coding region: 1-3333 (1110 amino acids)
Biological process (GO): regulation of DNA-templated transcription; DNA-templated transcription
Cellular component (GO): nucleus
Molecular function (GO): zinc ion binding; transcription cis-regulatory region binding; DNA-binding transcription factor activity, RNA polymerase II-specific
Source: RefSeq, a predicted model, not a curated record